AUGGGUAAGGAAAAGAAAAAAGGCUCAUCAGUCAGAUUGGCGGAGAGUGUUGCUCUCCUAUCCAUCCUCGACCAGGUUCCCGGAGCCGCCCUGCUUCAUGCCGUCCCGAAGAGACCUAAUGAUACGGAUGGCAGAUCGUUGUCUAUCGAGCAAGAAGUUGAGAUCUGCACAAGUUUGAGUUUCAUAGCUGGGAUCAGUGAUGAAGCAUGUGAUGUCAUGGCCGUAGCGGUCGAGGAGCGCCAAGAUCCCCGAAGGAUUCACAUCAAAGUUGCGAUCAACAAGUCAAUCUCGAGUGACGGAGAGGAAAUAUUGCAGAAAGUUAUAGAGGGGUUCAAAGGAAUCUUUGGGAGUCUAACCAAAGUUGCAAACGACGACUCUAACAUCAAAUCCAGUCAAAUUCUGUGCGAUAUCAUCGAUGUUUCUCGCGAUAGGAUCCUGAAGCGAUUGCGUUCAGCGAAAAUCAAAUCAAGUUCACGACAAACUGGAAAACCGACACUGCUGGCAAUGCUCAAAACAUUUAUUGUUGCGGUCGAGUCAGAUAAACAAAACGCGUUAUUUCAGCAGUGCUCCCACCAUGCAAAACAGCUGGUGGCCAAGCUGGAAGCUGUCGAAGAAACGGCACCCGGAAUCAAAGAAAAGAAAUGCCUACGACGGUUGAUUGACGCAGUUGGACGCUUUUUGGACUUGAUAGAUAUGAAACAAGUACUGCUUCAGCUCAAGAACCAGCACACAAAGCUCUUGGACCCAAACACAGGAGAUGCAAUAUUGGACAGACUUAAGAAGAUCGCCCACUACCAUUCAGUCGCCAUCUGUCUUUUCGAGUAUGCGAAGAUCAAGGAGGUAUUUAAAAGCUCCCAGGUUGAGGCGAUUUCUCAACUUCCGGGGCUGAUUCCUGCAAAUCAUGUAUCCACCGACCUGGCAUAUGCACUCAAUUCCAUUUCGUUACCUUACGAUGCCCAAAACACUCUAGUACAAAAAAUCAAGAUCCAAAAGAAGGCAUACCGGAACUAUGAUCCUACCGAGAAAUUCUCAGAGACUGUCAAGAGAACUUUGUCUUCAGGGAAAGUACAUGCCGAAGUCCAACUUAUGUUCCACUACGAAAUGACUCAGCCAAGUCUCCGCCCUCGCACCAUCGUAUCAACCAAGAGCGCAUGCUUCCUAUGCAAUACGCUGUUUCGACUUCAUGGAAAAUAUCACAUUCCUAGUACCCAUGGAAAGCUAUAUCCGGGGUGGCUUCUUCCCAGCAAUGCGGGUCAAUUGUCGACUACUCUCACCGAACAGUUGAAUACAGUGGUUCAGGGGUACAACAGGAGGAUAGCAGAAAAGCUCUUAUCUAAUACCCAAAGAGCCAGAUUUUAUAGUGGGAACGAAAGCAUCGUCUAUGAACUGGCUGUGCGACUCCCAGCACUUGCCGGCUCUGUUAUCUCAACAGUAGCUUCCUCCAUCAGACAGGCAAGUAGACUGUCUGCGUAUCCAAGGUCGAGCACGUCUAUCGAGACCAUUCGUCCCUUCGGAGCGAACAGGAACGAGUCAAAUGUCACUCGGGUGCCCGAGAUCAGCCGGGAACCCAUAUCAGGCUUGGAAUCUCUGCCCCGACAAUCUCAGCAGAUUGUAAUAUUGUCGGCACAUCAUCCCAGCUCUAUCAUCUCACAGUCUAGUACCGUAGGUGGUACACCAAUUGGCUGUGAUGAAUCGAUCCUCGCUCGAGAAGAAGGAAUCGCUGAGAGGCCCGUAUUAUUAGAGUCAUGGAAGGGUGAAAAAAUGCCUGGCGGAUUUUCAGUCCCUGCCGAUCAGCAAGAUGACGAUCCUUCCUGUGUAAGGAACCCAAGCGAUGCAACCGGCGCCCAGCAGUCUGGCUCCACCACCCCAAGUAUUUUUUCCGGCCAACACGUCUCUGGAACUACAAGCCUAACACAAGGGGGCAAACGUAGCUUUACUCUGUACCCAGAUGCGGGACCAACUCAUGUCCAGAUCGAGUCUCUUGCCCUAUCCCUAGACUAUCCUGGCAAAGCCGAUACAAACGUAAAAUCCAGUAAAGCGGCCGUGGUUGCAGAAGUGGAAUGGCUACCAGACGUUACAUUACAUCCACCACGCUGA
Messenger RNA from Truncatella angustata, 2097 nucleotides. RefSeq lists its product as uncharacterized. The transcript is spliced from 3 exons. Lineage: Eukaryota; Fungi; Ascomycota; Sordariomycetes; Amphisphaeriales; Sporocadaceae. The coding region runs from base 1 to 2097 and encodes 698 amino acids. The record is from RefSeq and is a predicted model, not a curated record.